Molecule: messenger RNA, 2255 nt
Organism: Arachis duranensis
Lineage: Eukaryota; Viridiplantae; Streptophyta; Magnoliopsida; Fabales; Fabaceae
Product: DNA polymerase kappa
Exons: 15
Coding region: 94-2019 (641 amino acids)
Biological process (GO): error-prone translesion synthesis
Cellular component (GO): nucleus
Molecular function (GO): damaged DNA binding; DNA-directed DNA polymerase activity
Source: RefSeq, a predicted model, not a curated record
GUGGCCGUGUGGGUUGGCGGUCUCGAAUCUGCCUCCAAAAUUGGAACCAUUCAAAGUGUCUCUGUUUGUGAGUGUGUGUGUGUGUGGGUGACGAUGGCGACGGCGACGGAGGGAACCGAAACCAACGACGACGGUGCUCGUCCAUGGCAAUCCUACCACACUGUUUAUACAACUGCCAAAGCAGGAAUGGAUGGUGUGGACAAGGAGAAAGUACAAAGGACAGUGUAUGAAAUGAGCAAAGGAUCUAAGUAUUUUCAGAACGAGGAACGCAAGGACGCUUUUAUUACCCAGAAGAUCGACAAACUCCGAACUCAAUGUGAUAAGCUUACCCAAGCAGACCUAUCCCAUUUUCAGAAGGUAGCUGACCGAAGAAUACUUGAGCUAGAAGCUUUGCGGGAUCUUUCAAGGAUUUGGUUACAUGUAGAUAUGGAUGCUUUCUAUGCAGCGGUUGAGACUUUAAGUAACCCUACAUUAAAGGGCAAGCCAAUGGCUGUUGGUAGCAUGUCUAUGAUAUCCACUGCCAAUUAUGAGGCUAGGAAAUUUGGGGUUCGUGCUGCUAUGCCUGGGUUCAUUGCACGUAAACUUUGUCCAGAAUUAAUAUUUGUCCCCACAGAUUUCAAGAAGUAUACCCAUUACAGUGAUUUGACCAGAACAGUUUUUCGGAGGUAUGAUCCCAAUUUUAUGGCUGCUAGCCUUGAUGAAGCAUACCUUGAUAUAACUGAAGUAUGCAAAAGAAGGAACAUCAAAAGUGAAGAAAUUGCGGAAGAACUCCGCACUAGUGUUUAUGAAGAGACCGGUCUCACAUGUAGUGCAGGAGUGGCACCAAAUCGCCUACUUGCCAAGGUUUGCUCAGAUAUUAACAAGCCAAAUGGACAGUAUGUCUUACCAAAUGAUCGUAUGGCUGUUAUGACCUUCAUAUCCUCCCUUCCUAUCAGAAAGAUUGGGGGCAUUGGUAAGGUCACUGAACAUAUUCUGAAGGCUGUAUUUGGAAUUAACACGUGUGAACAGAUGCUGGAGAAGGCUAGCUACCUCUGUGCUCUUUUCUCUCAGUCAACAGCAGUUAGACUGGAGUUUGUGCAUGAAGUUCUGUUGUAUAAAAAAUUAGCGGAGCUUGCUGAAAUACUGUCCACAGACAUGCAAAAAGAGGGUCUCUGUGGGCGAACGUUGACUCUUAAACUGAAAACUUCUUCCUUCGAGGUUCGGACUAGAGCCAUGACUUUACGAAAGUACAUAAGCUCGAGGGAGGAUAUCUUGAAGCAUGCUUCGGAGCUUCUAAAAGCAGAACUUCCUCUUUCAGUAAGAUUGAUAGGCCUUAGGAUGUCACAUUUUGAUGGAGACAAGUAUGGUGGCUCAACAUCUAAUCCUAAACAAAAGACUAUCACCGACUUCAUUGCUUCUGUAGAUGCCGAUAGGAACCAUUUUUUGCCAGAUGUUGCAGAUCAUGAUUUUGUCAGCCAUACAGAGACUAAUGUUUCCAUUGGCAGUUGCCAAACAAGCAGAGAUUCUGCUGAUGGGAAUCAUUCAUCUGAUGUAAACUGCCAAAGUGGCACUGGCUGGAGUUCAGAGGAGAUACAAACAUCUGGCAACAAUGCUUCAUGUUCUAACUAUGGCCAAGUUAAAGAAGCGGUGGAAUCAACUUUUCCAAUUCAGGGACAGUUUGAAGACACUAGUACACUAAAUUUGUCUAAUCUCCUGGACGAUGAGCGACUUAGUUCUUGCGAGGAUAAGACAAUGUUGUGGUUGAAUGACUACAAAUGUUCACUUUGUGGAAUAGAACUGCCUCCUAGUUUUGUUGAGGAAAGAUUAGAGCACUCUGAUUUUCAUCUUGCCGAAAAGCUUCAAAAGGAAGAAUCUCGGAUUCACCAAAGAACAUCUGUUUCAAGUCGAAGCUGGGAUCAGAAGAACAGAAUCACUAGAGAAAGCAUAUCCAAGAAGCAAAAGUUGUCUCAGAAAGAAGGCAGUUACAGACCCAUUGAUUAUUUCUUUUUGUUAAAGAGCAAUAAAAACCGUCCCAGUUAGUUUUGUACAUUAGUUAAUUAUGUACAAAACUAUAUUAUGUAAUUAUGGUACAUUGUGUAACACUAAUGCCCCAGCCCAGAAAAACAAAAAAAAAACCCCACGCCCUCGAAAAUUGAUUUAUUCCACCUGUAAAUUAGUUAAUAGCAUAAACCUUGAUGAAUAAAAUGGUUUCCCUCAUGGAACGCUGCAAGUUCACAAUUACAGUUACUAGUACGGUUUUAAUGUGAAUGGACGAU